Molecule: messenger RNA, 1535 nt
Organism: Anastrepha ludens (Mexican fruit fly)
Lineage: Eukaryota; Metazoa; Arthropoda; Insecta; Diptera; Tephritidae
Product: odorant receptor Or2-like
Exons: 8
Coding region: 146-1258 (370 amino acids)
Biological process (GO): detection of chemical stimulus involved in sensory perception of smell; sensory perception of smell
Cellular component (GO): plasma membrane
Molecular function (GO): odorant binding; olfactory receptor activity
Source: RefSeq, a predicted model, not a curated record
CUCACGCACAUUACGCAAUUUUUUGCAAACCUCCUCAAGCCUAUGAAAAGGAAAUUUCUUUGCUUUCAAGCGUAUUACUAUUUCCUAUAGUUCUCAGUUAUUACUCAACAGUGAAUUGGAAAAUUAAUUCUGGUUGCACAACAAAAUGGGUUACGCUGCUGAAUUGUUUAGCUGGUGUUUGAAGUCUAUGGAGUACUUGGGUUAUUUAGAUGAAAGCAAACGUUCACGAGCCUAUUUACUAAUAUCUGUGCCAGCUCUAACAAUUUUACCAGCAGCUUAUAACAUUUGCUUCAAUUGGACUGGUUUGGGUAAUGCGAUCUACGAUAUAUUUAUCAUCAUGAAUCUGAUUACAACGGUAACGCGUGCUUUUGCUGUAAUAACUCAUCAAAAGAAAUUUGCGGAUACUUAUAACGAGAUUGAUAAUUGGUACAACAAUCUGGAGCACGAUGAUGACAAAAGAACUUUUUAUGAGCUACAGAAUUUCACUAAACGUACUGUACAUUUUUCCAAAUAUAUUCAACGUUGUUUUACAUGCGCCGCUGCAUUUGUUUCCUUUCAGCCAAUUCUGACCCAAUAUGGCAACUUCGUUAUUAGCAUUGCAGUACCAGGUGUCGAUUUACUAAAGAGCCCAUCUUUCGAGAUUAUCUACCUACUUCAAGCAUUUUGGGUAAUCCCAGUAUGCACUUAUUCAUACAUUCCGAGUGUGAAUUCGUUUCUAAUAUUGAUGUCUUUUGGAACAUUCAUGCUGAAAGAUCUUCAGCAGAGAAUCAACAAUUUAUCCCAAAUGAAUGAGGAGAGCGCCUUAAAAAAUAUCAAGAAAUGCGUUCAAUUCCAUAUGAAGAUAAUCAACUUUCAUGAUGAUUUGGAAGAAUUAUUCUCGGCCACAAACUUGCAAGAUGUCGGUAUUUAUUGCAUAAUAAUGUGUAUGUUGCUCAUAUAUUCAACGAUGGAAUUUGAUUUGGCACUUAUUUUAAAAGGCUUUUUAAUUUUAUUCGUUCAAACAGUCUGCCUUUUUCAAAUCUUUUAUCUGGCAAACGAUUUCUCCGAUGAGAGCCUUGCUAUAGCUAACGCAGCAUAUAAUACCAACUGGACUCAACGUGACGUGAAAUUUCGCAAAUAUGUACUGUUGAUAAUCACUAGAAGUCAAACGCCUUUGCAGUUCACUGCUGGCGGCUUCAAGCCCUUGACUAUGGAAAUUCUUCUCAAAACUUUACGCAUUUCAUAUUCCCUAUUCUCUUUCCUAAAGGGCACAAUGUGAACUGCUGAAAAUCGAUCAAUAUAGAAUUUUACGCGUUUCAUAUUCCCUAUUCUCUUGCCUAAAUGUGAACAGCUGAAAAUUGAUCAAUAUCAUCUCAACAUCAAUAUUCAUAUAUGUAUAUGUAGAUAAAAAUGUUUACACACCUGAGAAUGAGAAUUCAAUUUGAAGAAGUUAAUGGAGUCGUACACAACAUAUCACGCUUAUAUAAGAACAGUUUGAAUAUUAAAAUAGAAUUUCUUAAAGUACAUAAUAACUGUGUAUGUAUUUAGUAAGCCCU